Drosophila gunungcola (fruit fly) is the source of this 10865-nucleotide messenger RNA. RefSeq lists its product as uncharacterized. Lineage: Eukaryota; Metazoa; Arthropoda; Insecta; Diptera; Drosophilidae. Gene Ontology annotation, molecular function: DNA binding; protein binding. The record is from RefSeq and is a predicted model, not a curated record.
GAAACUCGUCGGUCGCGCAAGUAAAAAGUAAAAUCCCAAGCGAAGUAUCAACAAAUACAAUAUAAGGCUAAAGCCUAAGAAAUAAAGCAAAAACAAAUGAUUAGGUAAAAAUUUAGCAAGCAAAAUACAAGUGUAACAAAAUAAUGUCUUAGCUUGAAACAAGUUAGAAAAACUUGUGAAUGUGUGUGCUCAAUAUUUGUGGUUGUGAAAAAACUCUUAACGCAUGUAACGCACAAUAGUUGGUCCUAAAAACUAGGAGAUUUUGAACAUGAACAAAAAUGCCGGCGAUGGCAGCGAUGGCAAAAACUCAAACAAAAACUCGAAUGCGGGAGGGGGUGCUGGAGCCGGGGGGCCACAUGAUCCCACCGGCCUUCUAGAUGCAGCUUCCCUCUUUGCUUACUGGGGACGUGAUCCAACUGGAGCGGCAGCUGCAGCGGCUUCCAAUCCGCUGUUCAACUCGCAGUUCAAUGCCGCCGCUGCUGCGGGAUUGGGUUUAUUGCCACAAGCCGGAGGCGCUUCUGCAAAUGACCGCUAUUCCAUGGCCGCUGCAGCGGCGGCGGCGGCAGGCGCCCAUCAUCACCAGAACACGAUGGCUGUGGCCGCUUCCCAGGCCGCCAGUUUGGCCGGUUUGCAUCCAGCAAGCUGGUGGUCGAUGGCUCAGCUAGCCGCCCAGGACUAUUUCAGUCGCCUGCAGGCCUCGGGCCUCUCGCCCUUUCCCCAUCCCGAUCUGGCGGCUGCUUUUGGACCAGCUGGCAUGGGAAUGGGCGGUGGUGGUGGCGGUGCGGGUGCCGGAGGCGGAGGAGCAGGUGUUCUCGGGCAAGGCGGCGGUGGAGGAAAUGGCGGGGGAAGUGGCAAUGGUGGCUCCUCAUCCAGUUCCUCGGGCAGCAAGUCAAAUAAGUCUCGCAAAGAGAAGCGAGCUGCCCAGCAGCAACAACAGCAACAGCAGAGCCUAGCCAAUAGCCUAAAUGCGGCAGCAGCGGCGGCAGCAGCAGCAGCUGCCAACAAUCCGGCAGCGGCGCUGGCCAGCAUGCACGGGUUUGGAGUGGGAGUGCCGGGUACCAGCAUACCAUCGGUGAGCACUGGCAGCGGUUCGAUAUCCACCAAUAGCGGAGGUCACGGUGGCUACAAGAGUACGGCCAGCGCCUAUGGAAAACCCUCGACCAUGACUAGCAGCAGCAUGGCUAGCAAUCCUGGCUCUGCCUACGAUCCGGUGACCUUGCACAAGGAGCUGCUGGCCAUGCAGGCCGUGGCAGCCGCUGCUUCCGGCUCGGGAUCUAGUAGUUCGUCUGGCAAAAAGUCCGGUGGUGGUGGCUCUUCCUCCUCCUCGAUGCAUGGCCAUGGCUUGGGAAUGGGCAGCGGCGGCGGCCUAAUGCCCAGUGGCAAGGCAUCGACCAGUGUGAGCGCCAGCAAUUCAUCGCUGGGAGGAAUGCAUCCCAGUCUGGCUAGCAGCAAUCCGCUGAUGUCGCCACACGCUGGAUUGGGAUCCUCGUCUUCUUCGUCUGGCAAAGAUCGGGACAAGAACAAUCCCUCGCUAAAUGCCCUCAAUUCGUUGUCCCAGUUCGGUGCUUUGGGAAUGACGCCACAGCAGAGCAUGCAGGCGGCAAUGAAUGCGUUUGCGGCCAGCACAGGAGUGUCGCCAUCCGCCACGGUCACCUCCUCGCCGCAUCAUUCUUCCCAGCAGCAGCAGCAGCAGCAGAUGGGCGGCAACAGUUCCACGUCGGGAUCGGGGGGCAAGUCAAGCGCCAAGGACUACAUGAUGGGCGCUGGUAGUGAGCACCCUUCCCUGCUCGGAGUUCGUUUACCACCGGAUACGGAGAUUAUCAAGUACACGUCCUCGAUUGUGGGACCCAAAAUACCGGGUACUACCUCGCGCGGUCGCAAAAAGACAAUUUCCGAAACAGAACAGCAAACAACACAACAACAACAACAACAACAGAAACAACAACACCAAGCAGAACAACACCUACUCCAACAACAACAGCAACAAGCACAAGCACAGGCACAAAAAGAGCUGGACAGCACCACAAAUGCCAUUUCCUCUCUGCUUGCAUUUCCAGGGCUCAGUCCUGCGAAGCGGGCUAGACUCGAAAUGGAGUACGCGGCAAUGGCGGCAGCCGCCCAACAGCAACAUCAGCAGGCUCAACAGCAACACCAGGCGCAGCAGCAACUGCACGGCAUGCUGGGAGCAGCCGGAAUCCCCGGAAUGGCUGGCCUUGUCGGCCUGCCGGGCAUGAGCGGUAAUCCCCUCGAUCAGUUGAGUGUGAGCAAGGCCAGCUCCUCAUCGGCGGCCACCACCAGCACCAGUUCCUCAUCGGCAGGAGGCAACCUGCUUAACCAGAGCUCCAGUGAUCGCGUCGAGGUGAUCAAACUGCCACCAACCAUCACCUCCAACGGGGCCUACAAUCUCUCCAGCAAGGGAAAAGAGGUGCACGACCUCACCACCGAUCUGGCGCCCACUUCUGGAGGUGUGAAUCUCAGCCUCAAGGCCAAUGCCAACGCCUUGACACCCAGCGGUGCCGUGGGCUCAGCCUCCAAUCCCAUCACCAUCGAUGACUUUGAUGCCCCACUCAAUCUUUCCAUGAAACCCUCGGACAAGAGCAACAGUAGCAGCUCUACCACUCCGGCAGGAGGAGCUUCCUCCUCUUCCAGUGCAGCAUUGGCCGGUUUGGCCAGCGAUUAUCAGGCGGUGGCCAGUGGUCAGGGCGGAAAUAGCCUGCAGAGCUUGAGUUCUAUUACGGCUGCUUUGGGAGGAACUGGCGGCAUGCCAGGUGGUUCCAUCUCGGGCAGUGGAGGAACUUCUCCUGCUCCGGCCGGCGCUGGCACAGGAGCCUCAGGUGGCGCGGGAUCUGGUUCUGGUGGAGGAUCGUCGUCUUAUAAGGAGGGAAGACCUCGUAACCUGGGACGCGGUGUAUCCAAGCCCAAGAAGAACACGGUGGCUUCGCUGUUGGCUCAGUCCCGAGCUGUUGGCCUUAAACCCAUGCUGGCCACCCAGCAGCUGCUUCAGCAGGGUGCCGAUAUUGAGAAAAUCCGCCUGGCGCUGAGUGAGGCCAAUGCCCACAUGGAGACCUCCACGGAUUCCGAAAGCGUGGCUGCUGAGAGUGGUCUUUCCGAGUCGGAAAGUGAGGAUGCCAAUAUACUGAAUGUGGCAGAGCUGAGGGUGCCGUUGGAACUGGGCUGGAAGCGGGAGACCGUGAUCCGUGGACUGACCAAACAAGGUCAAAUUCGUGGCGAGGUCACCUAUUAUGCACCUGGCAGCACGGCGCCUCUGAAGAGCAACGGACAGGUUUUUGCUAUUCUGGAGCAGCAGCCAUCGAAUCUAAGUCGUGAGAACUUUAGUUUCUCCGCGCGAGCCAUCGUUGGUUCGUUCCUGCAGCCUGCACCUCCGCCGUAUGCCAACGAUGGCGAGUACAUUCGGAUGACGGACGAGGAUGUGGCCAAGCGGCUAGAGGAUCUGAAGGUCUUUACCCGCCAGACACUCAACGUGGAGCAGCGCAUCGAGAUUGCCAAGCAGCAACAGGCGAUGCGUGAUGCCAAGAAGCUGCAGAAGGAGGAGUUGGCCAGGAACAAGGAGAAGGCGCGCCAGGAGAAGAACUCCAAGCUGGAGCAGCAGCGCAAGGACAAGGAGCUCAAGAACCAGCAGGCAGUCGAGGAGCGCAAAAAGCGUCAGGAGGAGCUAGAUCGCCUUAAGCAAGAGGAGCUGCUAAAGAAGCAACAGGAGAAAGAGAAGCGUCGUCAAGAGGCCAUUUUAGCUAAGGAACAGGAACUACAGAAGCAGAAAGAGAUGCUGUUGGCUGCCGAGAUGGAACGGGAGCGUCGUCGUCAGCACAUGAGUCUCAUCCGGAUGCUGGAACUGCGUCGCAAGUUUGAAGAUCGCGAAAAGAAGAAGCACCAGCUGGUGCUGGAUCGAUUGCUCCUCCGUGAGCGUCGCAUGGCGGAACGGAAACGAGAUGCAGAGAUUCUGCAGUUGAUUCGGCGGCCCAACGAGGAUUCUGAACUGCCACAAGAGUUAAUCAUUCCAGAGCUGGACAGGAUUGCUGGCAACCGGCUGCCCGGCCAGGCGAUGGCCGAUCUGCUGAUGGUCUUUGAAUUCCUGCACAACUUUGGUGAGACUCUGGGCUUCGACAUGGAGUCGCUGCCCUCGCUGCAGAACCUUCAUGAUGCCCUCAUCAGCGAUAGCAGUGCGGACGCUGAAGAGGAAUUGCUGUCGGUGAUGACGCAUCUCUUGGUUUGUGCCAUUGAGGAUCCGGGUGUUCCCAAUCCCGGUCGCCACACCACUUUGCUGGGACAAUCGCUUCGCAAUGCGGACAUUACAAACUCGAAUGUGUCGGAGAUCCUGAGGAUCUAUCUGUAUGCCACGGCCACGGGAGAAGUGCGCCAAAUGCACGGCAUCACUGUUGAUCGCGAGCGGGAGAGAAGAGUUCCCGAUCAUCACCAGGUAGAUGCCGAUUCCGGCACUCACUCGCAUUCGGCCAAGAACCAGGAGUACUAUAAACUCCUCCACGAGAACGACACCUGGAAGCUGUCGCAAUCGCUGAAGGAUCGCCCCUUCGUGGCAUUGAAUCCCACCCGGAAAGCCCAAAUGCUGGCCCACCUUUGCAACGAUCUGCUGAUGAACAAGGCGGUGCUGCGACAGAUUGACGGCAGCCUGGAGACCUGCGCCCAGAUGCGCAAGGAGAAGUACAUGACGGACAUGAAGGUGCGCAAGUACAAGGCACUCCACAUGCGCAAGGCUCGCAUCGAGGCCUAUGAACGAGCCCAGGCGGAACGUGAGGCAGCCAUGCAGGCGCUGAUGGCGCAGCAGAAGCUGGAUGCAGAGCGUCUAAAAGCGGAGGAGGAAGCCAAGGCGGCAGCAGCUGAGGAAGCAGCAGCUGCGGCAGAAACCGACGGUGCUGAGGCGACCAAAGGCGGCUCAGCCAAUGGCGAGAAGUCGGAAGAUCAGGAGGAUCAGGAUGAGCAGGCGGUCACCAAGGAACCCCAGCAGCAGCAGCAACAGCAGCAGCCCAUGGAGGUGGAUGGCAGCGUUGUCGAUGAGGAAUCCCUUGUUAGCCCGGCCAAAAGCAUCAUCCAAGCGGACAACAGUCUGACGCCCAACAAACAGGACAUGCCCACGCCCACCUAUCAAAUUAAUGGAUCCAGCACACCUACAACUAGUGCAACUGGUGGCGAAAUGAAUGCCCUGUUGCAGGCCAAGAAAAGCGGAGCACGCAACUCGAUUAACGAUGAGCACCAUCAUGAUGUGAGCAUCAUCGAAGAUGACCUCUCCGACUUGGAUUCAGAGAUCACGAAUGUCGAAGAGGACGAGGACAAUCGCUUGAGUGCCGAUGAGUUGCAGAAGAAGCUGGACAAAAUUGUGCGAGCUUCGCUCAACUGCAAAGAGGCUCUGGAGAAGAGCACCAAUCAGCUGAGGGCGGCCUGCUUUGGACAGGAUCGCUUCUGGCGUCGCUACUGGAAGUUGCCCAAGGCGGGCGGCAUCUUCAUUGAAGCUUUGGAGUCGGCUCAAAACGACAUUUGCGGCUAUCACGAAGCAUUGGAGGGCAUGGAUGACAAAAAGGAUGGUGCUGGCGAUAAGAUGGAGAGCCCGGAGAAAGAUAUAAUCAGCAGAUCGGAGCCCACUGAGCAGCCCAUGGAAGUGGAUGAAUCUCUUACCCAACUGGAGGAUGGAGUUCCAGCUCAGAAUGCAGAGCCCUCUGAAAAUAAUCAACAGAAUGCUCAUCAAGAAGAGGACGAUGACGAUGAUGAUGUGACAGAAAUCAACAAGGUGGAACCGGAAAUUGUUGACCUGGGCGACGACGACGAUGAUGCAGCACCUCCACUGCCCAAGAUAGAACCUCCCCGACCCGAGAUCAAGGUUAAAUCGGAAAUGGAGCUAAUGGGUCCCCCGCCGACCACCAUGAUAGCCACCAAGACCGAUUUUGAGGCGGAAAUCAAGAUACCCGCCAUGCCUGGCAUCCUGAUGCCGCCCACCCUCAACAACAACAACAACAGCAAUAACAAUAAUAACAACAAUGGAAGCGACAACUGUGAUAAGUUGGAAACCGGUUUGAAUCUGGGAUGUGGAGGACAACAGCAGCAACCGCAGCAGCAGCAGCCGCAGCAGAACUUUGGCCAGGCCGUGAUCAAGAUGGAGGAUAUGAAGAAGGAGGAUGACUGCAUCAUAGUUUCCACAUCCAGUGGCGACGAUACACCCAAGUGGUUCUCCAUUGUGCGCCGCGAAGUGCCGCUGAUCAGUGAACUGCCAGCGGAGGAGGGCGGCGUGGUGGGUCAGGAACUGCAGAAUAGCUUUGCCAAUCACAACUGCUCCGCUCAGCUGCAGUUGCAAGGUCAUCCCUGGGAUCUGAUCAACAACAUGCAGUACUACUCCAUACCCAUGGACGAGUGCAAGGUGGACACCAGCAAACUGGGCAACGAGUGCAUCUUCUCGCUGAGCGGCCUCGAUGAGAAACAAAUGCUGGCCAAGGUGGAGGAGUACAAGGCCCACAAGGUGGAGUCAAAAAACGGUCUGGGCUCUCCUCAUCACCGCCACCAGGAGACUGAAGAUGAUGGGGAGCAGGCCAAGCUGAAGUUGGAUAAGAUGAUCGACACCGAAAUGGACACUACGGAUGCCGAUGAGCUGGCUCGCAAGGAGAAGUUUUUUCGCUUGCGCUCUGAUGCGCCCCCGGACACGGGAGGAGGGGCCAACGAGGGAGCCGAUGUGAAGCCCAAGAUUGAGCUGCGUCUGGACGAGGCUCUCUCGCAGGCCUACUACCACAACAUAGCCAACAUGUCGUUGAGCAGUGUGCAAACGUACAUACCCAUAGACAUUCCUCUCCCACUUUCCAUGACCCCCGAUGAGCAUCGUCUGCUGGAGCAGGUCAAGUUGGCUGGCUUCCCCGAGCGAGUGCAUGGCGUUUAUGUGCCCCGCAGACAGCGUUACGGCUGGUGGCAAUUGGACGAUGAACAAAAGUUGCGACAACUGCUAAAGACCCUCAAUCCCUCCGGCUUAAGGGAGCGUGAGCUGCAGGAGAAUCUGCAGCGUUUUCUUGGCCUGGAACAGCCCUUGGGUGUGAAUUAUCAAAUGAAAUCGGACACCGAGUUUGCGGAGGAAUUCCUAAUGCCGGAUAAGAAGGGCGAUUGGAAUCCCAAGGUGGCCAAGCGUGUGGAACUGGCGCUCAUCGAGCAACUGGAAUCUCUGGAGGAUAAGGUGGCCAGUGCUUCCAUGCAAUUGAAGAACUGGCAAUUGCCCAACCGAGUGGAGAGUGAACUUACUCUGGACUCGCAGGAGGAUGUCAGCGAAGAGGAUUUCGUGAGCAUUAUACCCAUGAUUCGGGAGAGGAUUAUCGACUUGGAGGCGAAUAUCGAACGGCGUUACUUGAAGCCACCGUUGGGCUCCCAGACGGGCGAUGCCCAUUUGGCGGUGAUUGCCCAGAAUCAGCAUACCACCACCCAGACGCAGAAUUCCGCAUCCGCGGCCGCAUAUCUCCUGCAGAUGCAACAGCAGCAGCAGCAACAGUUGGCCCAACAGCAGCAACAGCAGCAGCAGCAGCAACAGGGAUCGGGAACUGGCAAUAGCCUGAAUCCCUCGUCCUUCAAUGAACGCACAAUGGCUCUGGCGGCAGCGGCAGCAGCUUCGGGAACAGGAUCCUCCGCAGCUGCAGGAGGCAACGCAGCAGCCGGAGGAGGAGUAACCCCCUGUGAAUCGGGCAGUGGAGAACCGAACUCUGGGAAUGCAUCACCGGCCAGCAACUGCGACAGCGAUCGGGAUGAGAAGGUGGAGCACAUUCCCAAGGGAUUGGUUCAGUGGCGCGAUGCAGUUUCCCGAUCGCACACCACCGCCCAGUUGGCGAUGGCCCUGUACGUCCUGGAAUCCUGUGUGGCCUGGGACAAGAGCAUUAUGAAAGCGUAUGCAACAAGAAACAAGUCCAGCAAAAAGAAGAGCAGCGCCAAAAAGCAGGCAACACCCGUGAAAAAGCAGCAAAAGAAGAAAAAGGAGCAGCAAUCAACGGCCAAUGGAAAAAAGAAAGAAACCCCAAGCAAAAAGCAAGAGAACAAAGCACCACUGAGCAUCAAAAUCAACCUCAAGGCUCUGGCUCAAAAUAGGCAGGACUCGCGGGAAACCCAAACCAAACACCUUAUCCAAACCUUGUCCAAAUCCAAAUCCAAAUCCCCAUCCCCAUCCUCCACUUCAAACACUAGUGACUCCGACUCGGACUUUGGCAAACGGACGACGAAGAAGAACGGAGGCGGCGGCAGCAAACGCAGACGCUCCUCGGCCAACAAUACAAACUCUAGCAAAUAUUCCAAUUCCUUACAGAAUUGCCAGUUCUGCACGUCCGGCGAAAACGAGGACAAGUUGCUACUGUGCGACGGCUGUGACAAGGGCUAUCACACCUACUGCUUCAAGCCCAAGAUGGACAACAUUCCCGAUGGCGAUUGGUACUGCUACGAGUGCGUGAACAAGGCCACCAAUGAGCGCAAGUGCAUCGUUUGCGGCGGCCAUCGUCCCUCGCCCGUGGGCAAGAUGAUCUACUGCGACUUGUGUCCACGCGCCUACCAUGCCGACUGCUACAUUCCCCCGCUGCUGAAGGUGCCGCGUGGCAAGUGGUACUGCCAUGGCUGCAUCGCCCGGGCGCCGCCGCCCAAGAAACGCAGUGCUGGCGGCACAGCCAGCAGCAGCAGCAAAUCCAGGAGGGACAGGGAAAGGGACUCUGGUGGCUCAGCCAAGCGGCGCAGCGACAACAGCAAGACACCGCAACAACAGACCAUGGAGCACAUACAGCAGCAGCAGCAGCAGCUACAGCAGCAGAUGCCACUGGCAGGCGGGGACUCCCACCACCACCACCAUCAUCAUCAUCAUCAUCAUCAUCAGCAGCAGCCGCCGUCGCUGAACUCGUCGCACGACGAGUCGAUGAAUUCGCUGCCGGCGGCGCCUCUGAGUCCGGCGCACUCGAUUGCCUCGGCCACGACCUACGAUGACCAGCAUCAUGCCAACAACUCGGUCGACGGCAGCAGCCGCUUUCAAGCGCAUCUCAUCCCCCCGCCCAAUAAUGGCACGGCUGCGCUGCUGGAAGAUGUGUCGGCCGCAAAUGCCAGUUAUCCGGCCUAUCCGCCAGUUGCGGGUGGCAAUUUCUCAGCUGGAUUGAUUAACCCGGUACCAGUGCCGGUAUCGGUAUCGGUGCCACCAGCCAUGCAGUUUGCCAAUGUGGUGGCCAUGUCGCCACGGGCCGUCACGCCCACUCGCACCCGAACGCCCACACCGACGCCAGCGCCCACUCCGCCACCACCACCGCCGCCGACAGCGCUGCUCAUGCAGGCCUCGCCCACAGCCGGCGCCGCCGCCCUCCAUGUAACCGCCUGCCAGUCGCCACCACAACAGCAUCCCCAUCAGCUGAUGACCAUGCCCUCGCCACCGGCCAUUGGAGUGGGAACGGGAACGGGAACCAAUCAAAUGUCGCCGCCACCCAUCAACAUACACGCCAUUCAGGAGGCCAAGGAAAAGCUGAAACAGGAGAAGAAGGAGAAGCACGCCACCAAGAAGCUCAUGAAGGAGCUGGCCGUCUGCAAGACGCUACUGGGGGAAAUGGAGCUCCAUGAAGACUCCUGGCCAUUUCUGUUGCCAGUAAACACCAAGCAGUUUCCCACAUAUCGCAAAAUUAUCAAAUCUCCUAUGGACUUGUCCACGAUCAAAAAGAAACUGUUGGAUUUGAGCUACAAAGCCCGUGAGGACUUUUGCGUGGAUGUGCGUCAGAUCUUCGACAACUGUGAGAUGUUUAACGAGGAUGAUUCGCCUGUGGGCAAAGCGGGGCAUGGCAUGCGCAAGUUCUUCGAGUCUCGUUGGGGCGAACUGACCGACAAACACUCCUGAUCCAGCAACACCAUCAGCCCGCCGCAGAUUCAAAUGGCUAGCACCAAAAGCAGCAUAGCUAUGGCCACUGGCACCGCAACCACCACCACCAUCCCUACCAACAAUAACAUGGCCGGCACAGCCACACAUCCCAUUGAGAUGGUCACCCUGAUUGCACCAUCGCAAGUGGAGGUCGAGGGAGCCGUGGAGACGACAACAGCAUUAACUGAAGCAGCACAAUUUUGGUCAAGAGAUUAGAGUAGAUUAAGAAGAGAUUGUACAUAAUUAGGGGGGAUAGAAGAGACGGUUAGUUAUAGUCUAGAAGCGCAGCAUACACACAUUAAUAUAUAUUUAUAUAUAGUAGAUAUAUAAACACCAACACACGAGAGUAUUCAACGUCCUACGUCGGUCAAGACCUUUGAAAGAGGUAGCUUUGAUUAAAUUAAAUCACCAGCCAAGGCGAACAACAGCAACAGCAACAACAGUAGCAACAAGUGUGCAAGUGAAAAAAUUGUAUUUAGUUUUUUAAGCAUCCCAAGGGCGGCAAAAACAGCAGCAGCAGUAUAAACACUUACUAUUAGCCGUCAUAAACUAGCAGUUAAAAAAUCGUAUCGAUUAAGAAGCCAUCUACAGUAGGCGCCCGGACAGGAUGAACGCUGACAAAUGACAAAUGAAAACGUACAAAAACUGUCUACCAAUUUCCGGUCCGAUCCGAUUCGAUUCGAUCGAUCGAUCCAUCGUUUGAACAGUAUUUUGUGCACAAAGCUGCGUCGCUUUGUUUUCUACACUUAUAAUUCUAACCCUAAUUUUAAAGAUUAUUUUUAAAAGCACCAACGAAGCGCUCAUUUAAGUUUUAAAGUGUAUUUUGUACUUAUAGCAACUCCGACAUCUGUAUUUAAACGUAUAUUAACUAGAGCUAACAAUUGCCCAGGCAAAAUGCGAACAAUUAUACUCAAAAGGCGGUGCGAGGAUGAUUUGUAAAUGUAAAUGAAAGCAAAUUAAAAUUAAAUAUAUUAAAUUAUUUAUUCUGUGUAAAUUUUCCAAA